AUGGUGAAGUCAUAUCUAAAGUUCGAGCAUUCGAAAACUUUCGGGCUCGUAGCCUCCGCUACGUCAAAUGCGAUUUGGGCCCGCGAUGAUGAGUUCUCUGGCGCUGCCCGCCAGACGGGCUCCGGACGAGCCAUUGUGGGUGCUGGUGAGGAGGUUCUCUGUUGGGAUAUAAAAAAGGGUGAAUUACUUGGGAAAUGGCAAGAUUCUUCGUGCAAAGCGCAAGUUUCUGUGGUCACCCAAAGCAAGACGGAUGAGGAUAUUUUCGCGGUCGGUUACGAAGAUGGCAGUAUUCGCCUCUGGGAUUCAAGGACCGCGACAGUCAUGAUCUCGUUCAAUGGCCACAAAUCUGCCAUUACCCACCUCGCCUUCGAUAGCGCCGGUGUCCGUCUCGCAAGUGGCACAUCGCUACAUUUUCUCGCCCCAUCCAUGGAGUUACUCAAUGCUGCUGGACUGAGUGAGCACGCCGGGUUUCUGUUGACAACUGGCAAAGACUCUCUGAUUAAGGUCUGGGAUCUUUCGUCGCAACAUUGCAUUGAAACCCACGUGGCACAAUCCAACGGCGAGUGUUGGAGUUUGGGUCUCUCUCCUGACCAGAGUGGUUGUAUCACUGCGGGAAAUGACGGCGAGCUCAAGGUCUGGUCAAUCGAUGAAAGCGCUCUGAUUGAAAUCUCAAAAGAGAAAGUUGGAUCGGAGGACCGCAGGAUUUUGACGGAAAGGGGCACAUUCUACCGUAAUGGAAAGGACCGCACCAUUGGAGUCCGCUUCCACCCCCAGGCAGAUUAUAUCGGUAUUCACGGCUCAGAAAAGGCAGUAGAAAUCUGGCGCAUCCGCUCAGAGACAGAGGUCCAGAAGGCUAUGGUGAGAAAGCGCAAGAGGAGAAAGGAAAAGGAAGCCCAACGUGCAGCUGAGAAGGAGGGCACCGUGGCAGAAGCUGAUACUGAGAAACCCGACGAUAUUUCCUCAGCACCGGUCACCGAGGUCUUCGUUUCCCACACCAUCGUUCGAACUGGUGGAAAGGUACGGUCUUUCGAUUGGAUAAGAACAAAGUCGACCCGCAGCAUCCAGUUGGUCGCUGCAACCACUAAUAACCAGCUUGAAGCCUACACUGUCAACACCGCGAAGGGAAAGAAGGACGAGGAUGACGAAGAUUACAGCCGUAACCUGGCAGUCGACAUUCCCGGUCAUCGCACUGAUAUUCGUUCCCUCGCUCUGAGCUCCGACGAUCGGAUGUUGGCAUCAGCCUCUAAUGGCAGUCUCAAAAUUUGGAACGUCCGCACUCAGAGUUGCCUCCGUACCCUAGAAUGUGGCUAUGCCUUAUGCUCGGCCUUCCUCCCUGGAGACAAGAUCGUGGUUGUUGGUAAUAAAGACGGUCAGCUUGAGGUCUUUGACAUUGCGUCCUCGACCCUCCUGGAUACGAUCAAUGCACACGACGGCCCGGUAUGGUCACUCCAUGUUCACCCUGAUGGCAAGUCCGUAGUUAGCGGCAGUGCGGACAAGUCUGCAAAGUUUUGGAACUUCCAGGUCGUCCAGGAAGAGAUUCCGGGCACUAAGAGGACUACGCCCCGGCUCAAGCUGGUGCAUACUAGGACCCUGAAAGUCUCCGAUGACAUUCUCAACCUGCGUUUUUCACCCGACGCUCGACUACUUGCAGUUGCUCUCUUGGAUAAUACGGUCAAGGUGUUCUUUACAGACUCCCUGAAGCUCUUCCUCAACCUCUAUGGCCACAAACUUCCUGUUCUCAGCAUGGAUAUUUCGUACGACAGCAAGCUGAUUGUCACAUGCUCAGCCGAUAAGACAGUCCGCCUCUGGGGCUUAGACUUUGGUGAUUGUCAUAAGGCCUUCCUAGCACACGAAGACAGUAUCAUGGGCGUUGCCUUUGUUCCACACAACCGGGAUGGAAACGGGCAUAACUUUUUCAGUGCUAGUAAGGAUCGUGUGAUCAAGUAUUGGGAUGGUGAUAAGUUUGAGAAUAUUCAGAAACUGUCCGGCCAUCACGGCGAGAUCUGGGCACUCACUAUCAGCCAUACUGGGGAGUUCGUCGUCAGCGCCAGUCACGACAAGAGUAUCCGUAUCUGGGAGCAAACUGAUGAGCCUCUCUUCCUUGAGGAAGAGCGGGAAAAGGAACUCGAAGAGAUGUACGACAACAACCUUGUGGAUGAGGAAGAUGAGGAAGGCGAGAAGGCCGAAGCUGUCGACGCCGGUAAACAGACCAGCGAGACACUCAUGGCGGGAGAACGCAUCAUGGAAGCCCUGGAUCUGGGAAUAGAGGACCUAGAAGUCGUGCGCGAGUGGCGUGCUAUGAAAGCGGUCCAGCCCAACGUUGCGCCCCCAGACCGCAAUCCACUAUACUUGGCACUGGGCAACAUUUCCGCCGAGCAGCAUCUUCUCAAUGUCGUUCAGAAGAUCCCUGCCGCAGCACUCCAGGAUGCACUGCUUGUUUUGCCUUUCUCGAAGGUCCCUGCGCUCUUCACCUUCCUGAACAUCUGGGCCGACCGCGAGUGGAAUAUCUCUCUUACUUGCCGCGUCCUCUUCUUCAUGCUCAAGACCCACCAUCGUCAAAUUAUCGCUAGCAAGAUGAUGCGUCCCAUGCUGGAUAGUAUCCGGUCCUCCCUCCGCCGGGUUCUGACACGCCAGAAGGACGAGAUGGGAUUCAACCUCUCCGCUCUGCAGUACAUUGGCAAUCAGGUGAAGGAACACGGCACCAAGGACUACGUCGAUGAGGAACAGUGGGAGGAACAGCAGCAGACGACAGGAACGGGUAAGAAGCGACAAUUUGUCAGUAUCGCUUGA
This is a messenger RNA of Aspergillus nomiae NRRL 13137, 2790 nucleotides long. Its product is annotated as snoRNA-binding rRNA-processing protein DIP2. The record is from RefSeq and is a predicted model, not a curated record. Lineage: Eukaryota; Fungi; Ascomycota; Eurotiomycetes; Eurotiales; Aspergillaceae. Gene Ontology annotation, molecular function: snoRNA binding; protein binding. The transcript is spliced from 4 exons. The coding region runs from base 1 to 2790 and encodes 929 amino acids. Gene Ontology annotation, biological process: maturation of SSU-rRNA. Gene Ontology annotation, cellular component: Pwp2p-containing subcomplex of 90S preribosome; small-subunit processome.